Molecule: messenger RNA, 441 nt
Organism: Caenorhabditis remanei
Lineage: Eukaryota; Metazoa; Nematoda; Chromadorea; Rhabditida; Rhabditidae
Exons: 1
Coding region: 1-441 (146 amino acids)
Source: RefSeq, a predicted model, not a curated record
AUGUUUUCCACAAGAUUUUUCUCUGACUUCUGUUCAAAUCCUUUCGGAGACUACUGCUAUGAAUUGGAUGAUGUUUCCUUUUACAACGAAUCUGGAGCGAGAUCAUCCUGCCAGUUAUCGUGUGGAGAUCUGGUAUCAAUUCACUCGGAAGAAGAAAAUCUUCACGUUUUGUCUCUUACCAAUUCUUCAUCUUCUUCACGAGUGAGAAUUGGAGCUCGAACAGAUGGAACUGUAAAGUAUUGGGUGGAUGAAACUGCGUUUGAUUUCUCCAAUUUCGAAUAUUUUAAUGCAGACAUCGGAAAAUGUUCGACUAUGCAAAUAUCAGCCGCCACCAUUAGUUCAGGUCAAUGGUCGAGUGCCAGUUGUGAGGAUACACUUCCAUAUAUCUGUAAAACGAAACAAGGUGUCUACAGUUGUCCAUCCUCAGUUCCCAGAACAUGA